CUUAUUGAGAUGAGGUGAGCCCAGGAACAAGGCUGUGACAUCUAAGGACGAGCUAAGCAUCCAGCCACUGGCUUAUCUUUUGCUCAUCUACCCUGUACCAUUCACUUUGAUUGGCUGGUUGCAAUACCUACGGAGCGAGUGAGAACAGGCAGAACACGGGCUAAUGUAUACUAAGCCUUUUAGUCGUGUGUGAUCCCGACAUAAUGUAACGUUUGUCUCCUUAAAGAACCACCCAGCCGAGGGUGGACGAAGCUAUGAUUCUAGAUAAAUAAUCAAGUGGUUGUUCGACUACUGUCCGGACUCGAGUCUUUCCAUGAAUAUUUCCCGAGCACGAUGCCUAGCUCUGACUCACCCUCCAUGCCCCCCUCUACCUCCCCAGCCAGCUUUCAUCUGGCAGACGGGCUAGGCUAUGCUCUUCAACAAAACCACCGGUCGGUAAUCCGCCUACACGUGCAGCACUUCCUAUGGCGGCAAGUAUUUGGCUACAGCAUCCACCCUUCAAUUCCCACCACACCAGCGGCGCUUAAAAAAGUGGUCGAUGUGGCUUGCGGCACGGCCCUCUGGCUGAUCGAUGUGGCCCACGAGUUUCACCAUACCAACGAAAACCUCCAGCUGGACGGGUUAGAUAUCGAUCUCACCCAAGCACCACAUUCUGGGUGGCUGCCGUCCAACAUCCAUCUUGAUCACUGGGACCUAUUCACUCCGGUACCCCAGCAACUGCAGGAGCAGUAUGAUCUCGUGCACGUCCGACUAUUAGUGUUGAUUUUAUCCGGGCUGGAUCCGAUGCCGGUUAUCCGACGGCUCUUCCAGCUAGUCAAGCCCGGGGGUUAUCUCCAGUGGGAUGAGCUGAAUUGUGCCAACCUGUGCAUCAAGAAGACGGAUCCGUCCAUUGCUGCACCGGCCUUGGAGGAGAUCCGUGUGGGUUCGCAUGCUGAUGGUCGCCAUGAUUGGGCUUUGGAUCUGCCGCGGCUGUUGGCUGAAGUUGGCUUCCAGGAAGUGACCAUCGAUCACUACGAUGAACCUCCGGAGAUGGUUCGGGCCUUUAACGAUCUGCAUUUGUUGACCAUGGAGGAGUUUGCCGCUAGACUGGCAGGCCAGGGCCAACACAAGGCUGCGGCGAGAUUCACCCAGCUCAUCCAGGCUGGCUAUCAGGAGUCGGUUAAUGGGGCCGCCCUUUCAUUUCCGCGGGUGGUCGUCGUGGCUAAGCGACCGGAGUAAGGGCCUAAUAACUAACCGAGAUGGAGAAUGACCAGGGUCCGUGUAGUAGUUACAUAUCUUGCUUACUUCGGGGUGUUGACCAUGAUUAGUUAUUGAGUGAAUGUGAUUAGUAGCCUAUGGUG
Aspergillus welwitschiae is the source of this 1340-nucleotide messenger RNA. Its product is annotated as class I SAM-dependent methyltransferase. The record is from RefSeq and is a predicted model, not a curated record. The transcript has a single exon. Bases 334 to 1218 code for a protein of 294 amino acids. Lineage: Eukaryota; Fungi; Ascomycota; Eurotiomycetes; Eurotiales; Aspergillaceae.